GUCGCCGCGAAGGAUACCUGGUAUCCGCUGUCGCUCGCUUUGACACAUAUUCAUAGCAGUGGAAACUGUUUUGCUGCUUUGUUGUAAAUAUUACGAAGAAAACGCAGAUGAAAUUGCAUUUAUAAAAUGUGCUAAACGUUUUAAAUACUUUAACACAUAAAGUCUAUAUCAUUUUCGUAGUAAAUACAAACAGUUAUAUAUGUAUAUAUAUACGCACAUAUGUGUAUUGUAUAUUAGUUAUACAAAUGUUAGAAAAAAAUUGAAAUUAAGUCAGUAAUAUAAAAGUGCGGAAGAUUACAAAUGCGUAAGUCAAGUAUUUCACACACGAUUUGCUACGUGAAACAAUGAAAAGAAUUUAAAUAAAAGUAAAAAGUGAACUUCAAAUUCCUAACAUCAUACGUUGUACAAAAUCGAUAUCUCGCUAAAUCUCGGAAGUGCGUUUUGGACACGUUGAAGCCCAGCGAAGCGGGGAGUGGCAGAGUACUGCAUUUAUUCAGCUCGUGUGUGUGUUGUUUGUGCGUUUCAUCGAGUUUGUAGUUAUUAUUAUGUUUAUAAAUUUCAAAUGAAAUAUGAUAUAUAGGAUAUGCAGCAUAAUGCGGAAAUCUAGUUGAUUGUGUGAAUGCCUUGAGCCAAUUUAACGGAAGUGAAAAAGUAUAUAAAUAUAACUAAGAUGGUCUUUAAGGCCUGAAACUUAACUACGGUGUGCUGAUUCUGUGUACGUAAAUUUCCAAAAGUGAAAAAUUAAAAUCAACCGCUGAUAACUUAAAGUUUAAGAAAUGCAUUCUGUGGGCAUCCAUUCGGCUAUGGCAAUAAAACGCCAACGUAAACGACGUGAUGAACAGAAACGUGCGCGAGAAAGACGUUACAGUACGCAGAGUUCUGAAAGUGGAGAAACAUUUCAUUCGCCAAGUGGUUCCUUUCGACGUAAAUUUCAUCAUGCACAUAGCGUUGCUAAGCCUGGACCAGGCAUGUUGGACAGCCAGGUUGUCACCAGCAUCGGUAUGCUGCACAUUGGUAUCGUAUUUAUAGUAUUUGGUGUAUUCUUAUGCGGUGCUGGUAUUAUACCAGAUGAAACUAUGUCCUGGAAUGUGUUCAGUAGCAGCUCGGCAUGGUGGAAUGAAGUUACUUGCACUGGGCUUUUCUCGCUUGGAUUAGGACUAUUUUUACUUGUACUGAAUUGCUUGAUUAGCCGCAAGGAAGAAGAAGAUCUCGAAGAUUAUGUGCAACGACAACUAACUAGAUCACGAUCUGGUCAUCGUCUGGAACGUGAUGUCGAAACUGGUGUGCUAACUACACGCCAUGCACGGAAAGCUGUAGCUUUACAAAAGAACAUGCGCAAUGGAACUGCCACGGAUGUAGCACUUGUGAACAGCGCAUCGGCGGAAGAAGUAGCAAAUGGUUUAGCCAACACCGGUGAUAUAGUGCUCGAGAAAAUCGUGGAGGAAGAUAAUACGUAUAUUAAUGAUCGUAGCGCUGGCAUAUCUCCGAUAGAUAUUGAGAAUGAUACCAAGCAAUUGCUGAGAAGAGAAUCAUUAAAUGAAACAAUCAAUAUAACACGAAUAUAAAACGUAAUGAUGCAUCUACACUUUAAUACUUGUAAACAAAAAUAUGGAAUAUUUUACUAUUUAUUAUAAAGACUUUUAUUUAAACUUAAGCCUUUAAACUAUAAGUGAAGUAUUUAAAUAAAAAAAAAAAUACAAAAUAUAUAUAUUUAAAAUAGUUUAACAAAAAUCCCAUGUGACCAUAUUUUUUAACAAAUGUCUUUUAUAAGUAUUUUCGUAUUUGCAUGUAUACUUAAUUAAUAUGUAAAACUUAAACCAUAACAAAUAUACACACAGAAAUAUGAGUAUCGAUUUGUCGUGCAUAGCCUAAACAAAUAAUGGUUUAAUUUACUUUAAUUAUAAUGAAUAGCAGUAUAGUACUAGAUUAUACAUUCCCACUUCUAUAUAUUAAACGAAAAAAAAUUUCUCGAACAACUUUAAAACAUGUACUAAAUGAAUACACACACUGCACUUUGAAAUUCAUAUGACUCUAAGCAAACACAAUUUAUUAAAUGCCGAAUUAUAUUAAAAUAGCACAACAAAGCAAAUUUGCAAAACGAUACACACAUACACACAUAUAUGUAAAUGUACAUAUAAAAUAUCAUUGAUGCGUAAACGUAAUCAUACGAACCGUAAAAAGUUUCAAUACUAAUCAUGUAUAAACUUGCUAAAACUGGAAAUAUUAUAAUUAAAUGGAAGUUACGAUUUAUUACAAAUAGGCAAAGCAGUAAAAAAUAAUAAUUGCACAAUUCAAACUCAUGUGAAAAGACUUUUAAGUAUAUACUAAAUAUAUAUGUAAAAAAUUAAAAAAAAAAAAUAAAAAUUGAAAAAAUAAUCCAAUAUAGCUGUAACUAAACUCUAUCUAACGCAUAAACUAUGCCAUAUACAGACAUACAUGUAUAUAUUUUAUAACGCUCUAGUUAAAACUCAAAUAUGUAUAUAUAUAUACCAACUAGAUCUACAAAUAUUUUCGCAUUAUUUAUCAACAGCCUUAGUGCUUUAGCAUCAUUCGUCAUUAAGGGCUUGCCUAACUGAUAAUAUUUAAUUAUACAUUAUACGCAACAUUUAUAUGCAUAUUAUUUUUUACACUGCAAUAUAAUUUAAAUUUAUAAAUUUUCAUUAUUUCUUAAGCAUAAUUAGUCUGUAAUCUUUUGGUUAGUUGAGAUAUAUAUAUGUAUGCCCUGACACAGACACUAUAACUUUAAUUAAUCCUCUAAUUAGACAUUAUUAUAAAUGCUAAUAUGGCAUUUAACUUUGUAAUUGAUAUUAUAUACAAAUAUAUUUCAUUUAUUAAAAUUAUAAAAUGUUAAUUAUUUUCACUUUAUACCAUUGUGCUUUUUCCGAGAUUAGUUGUCCUUGCUGUGUUUUCUAACUGAUAUCGACCUGUCAAAAUUUCUAAUACUAUUCUAAUUAUUAACAUUCAUAAUUGCGAGACAUCAAAGAAUAUAUGUAUGCAUGUAUGUAUAUGAAAAAAACUCCAAAUAAAAGCGGUCUAAAAUAAUGAAACAAUAUCUGAAAAGCAUAAAAUAAUGAUUUAGUGUGAACUUAAAAAUACUACUUUGCUAAUAUUAUAAAGAUUAAAUCAUCCUCUAGUUUUUUAUUGCAAAAAUAUAUAUUUAAAAAUUUUCUUCUAAUUUCUAAGUUUUAUUUGCAAGGUGCGGCCAGACCAUAUAAGCUAGUUAGGCUAUUGCCUAUGGCGAGAGAGUUUUAGGACUGCAUUUUGAUUAAUUUUCCUUACAUAUUUUAUUUCUUUGUUUAUUUAUUUAUCAGCAAAUUUUUAUUUCAAAACAAUUGAGUUCGAAUUUUCCAAAUUAAAGGCACGAACAUAUUUAAAUAAUAAACUUAUUUAUUAUACGUUUAAUUAUUACCUUUUUAAAUAAUUAAGUUAAACCUUUAGAAUAUGAUAUUUUUGUUAAAUAAAAUGACCUGAAUAAUUUUUUAAAAUUAUAAAUUUUGUUGCUUAGAGAGGUAUUUGCAAGAAUAAAUUGUUUCGGGCUGGCCCUAUUUAUUGCAAAGUUUAGUAAAAAUAAAGCUUGAAGCUGUUUAACCAUAAGUCAAAAUUGUAAACACUGCCCAGAGCCAAUUAUAACGCUACAUUCCCUCAGAAUUUAAAUUUACAUACAUACAUAUGUAUGUAUGUAUGUACAUAUGUUGCUUUAAAAAUGUAUUUAUUUAUUCAAAUAAUUUUCUGCAGCAGUUUCUUUUGCUAUACAAAUAAUACUUUUUGGGUUUUGAGAAACAGUCAUUCUUGCCUUAUGUCACAUACUAUAUAAUGCGUUUAUACUUAACAGCUAUCUUUCAUUAAAUAAUUUUAAUAUGGGUGAAAAAAAGAAAUAAGCUAUAAAGUUUUCUAUACGAGAAGUUGAUUUUCAUCAUUCAGUAUGUAUGGCAGAUAUGUGCUAUAGUAAUUCAGUCUGAAAAAUUUCUCCGAAAAUUUGCCUUUGGCAAUAAUCCAAAUUUCAAAAAAAGAUAUCCAAGAAUGAUAGAAUAGUAUUCUACAUGUCUCGUUAAAUAAAAAAAUAGCACAGUUUUGAUGUCGACGUCAAUAGAAGCUAACACGAUGACUACAAUAACCAAAAAAACUAGUAUCUUAGAAAGGAUAUUUUUUAUUUAUAUGAAUUAACAAAUUAAUUAACGUUGUUUUUUUUAUAAAUAUUUAUUAGCUACUUGAAUCUGUGAAUUAGACAAUGAACGAUAAUCCCCCCUUCCUCCCCUGAUAUUAUCAAGUGUGAUUGCUGAUGUUAAUAUUUUACUUAACAAAAUGCUUUUCGAUUUGAAAAAAGAUUAUAACCACUAUUUUGAUAAAAGAAAAACUUAUUGCAAAUAACUUUACUAUAAAAUAAAACAAUCAACAAAAAAUUUACAUUUUGUAUGUAUAAUAAUUUAACAUUAAACUAAAAAAUUACAAUAGCCUUUUUAUUUAAAUUUAAGUCUUAAAGUAAUAAGUAAAAUGUUUAAAUUGAAUUAUGCGAUAGCUCGUGAAAUAUCCAAUAUUAGUAUAUUUUAAUAACGUGUUUUAAUAACUAUUUUCAUAUAUCCUUAUAGAUCCUAACAAAAAAAAACAAGCAAACGUCACUAAAAUAAUUAUUAAAUGGCGUGAGACAUAAAAUCGCCAUUGGUACUACAUAUAACAAAUGUAAACUUACAUAUAUUACAUACAUACCAUACAUACUACAUGCAUACGUACAUAACAUUUUCUUAAAUAUGCUAAAGAAAAAUAAACAAUAAUGCCGCACUUUGCCAGUAGGUACGCAUUUUAUAAUAUUAUUUCUCGAUUUAAAUAAUAUUUAUAGAACGUCAACGUGAGAGUAAAAUAAGUUUAAAUGUAAAAAAGGUUAUCUUCAAUACUCCUAAGGUAUUUAUAUACAAAUCGCAAAUCGAAAAUAUAUUUAACAUUGAAUGUGCGACAUAAUUGCUGCAAAAAUUUAAAUAUUACCUAAAUUUUCUUCGAAAUUUAUUUUAAUAUAGUUAAGCCAGCAAAAAAUAUUUGCACAAUUUAAAAUCAUGUGAAAAGACUUUUUUUAAAUAAAGCUAUAUGCAUAAUGAAAAAUUAAA
This is a messenger RNA of Bactrocera neohumeralis, 5096 nucleotides long. RefSeq lists its product as uncharacterized. NCBI's taxonomy places the organism in Eukaryota, Metazoa, Arthropoda, Insecta, Diptera, Tephritidae. The record is from RefSeq and is a predicted model, not a curated record. The coding region runs from base 777 to 1565 and encodes 262 amino acids. The transcript has 5 exons.